Messenger RNA from Fusarium coffeatum, 1077 nucleotides. RefSeq lists its product as uncharacterized. Gene Ontology annotation, biological process: mitochondrion organization; lipid homeostasis. Lineage: Eukaryota; Fungi; Ascomycota; Sordariomycetes; Hypocreales; Nectriaceae. The transcript has 2 exons. Bases 1 to 1077 code for a protein of 358 amino acids. Gene Ontology annotation, cellular component: mitochondrial outer membrane. The record is from RefSeq and is a predicted model, not a curated record.
AUGGAUUUCGACCAACCCGCCGAUCGUCGAGCCUCACAGGCGAGCUUCUUAUCUUUACAGCAACUUGACCCUUCCCCGAUAGAUUCUCCGCCAGCAGAUCCCGCUAUUGACCGACGUGACCUUGGGCCACCGCCUCGGGGAAGUGAUGAUGGAUAUGAGAUGGUGAACGCCGACGAAAUGGAGAACAGCACUUCAUCGAUCAGGGCUCCUUCCACCGGUGCUCCGGGUUUGAGUGCCAGUACAAACCUCAGAUCGUCUGGGACUGGUCCUGGCCCUAUCUUCUAUCUUAUGCGAAUCCAGAAGUUUUCAAGUUACGCAAUGGGUAUCUUUACCUCCCUCCACCUCGCCAACGUUUCUCUCAUUCCCGCUAUCACACGUUCGGUUCCUGGCUCGGAAACUUACCUCCUCAUGACUCGUGAAAUUUACCAAACGUCGCUCACCGAACCCAUGCUGGUUGCUCUACCUAUCAUCGCCCAUGUCGGUUCAGGUAUCGCCCUUCGAUUGUUGAGGAGAUCGCAGAAUAUGCAACGUUAUGGUGCUGCGACCCCAGGGAUGUACGCCCUUCACCGUUCAAGGACAGAACUUGAGGAUCAGAAAAGUGCUCGGGCUGCUUCACCAUGGCCAACGUUGAGCUAUAUCUCGAUAUCCGGAUACGCCUUCACUGUCUUCUUCGCAGCCCACGUCUUUGUCAAUCGUGUCUUGCCUCUUCAGGUUGAGGGCGAUAGCUCUAACAUCGGUCUCGCCUAUGUCGCACAUGCGUUCGCUCGACAUCCUGUUACUUCUUGGUUCUCCUAUGUUGGUCUUCUCGCUACCGGCUGUGGUCAUAUGAUCUGGGGGCAGGCGAAGUGGUUUGGUCUGUCACCUACGACCAAGUUCAUUUGGGGAACGAGUAGUGUGCCUGCGGAGAAGAAGGCCAUGAAGUCAAGAAGACGAAAAUGGGUUGCUCUUCACGGUGCUUCGGCAGCUUUUGCUGCGCUAUGGGCGGUCGGGGGUCUGGGUGUCGUCGCAAAGGGAGGUCUUAUGGAUGGUUGGGUUGGCAAAGUGUACGAUGACCUCUUCUCGGUGAUCGGAUUGUAA